AUGCCGUUGUUUACUCUCGAGCAAGUUCAACGGCACACCAAACCAGACGAUGUCUGGAUUGUCCUUCAUAACAAAGUCUACGAUGUGACAAAAUAUCUGGAUGAUCACCCCGGAGGCAAAGAUAUUCUCCUAGAAGUGGCCGGUACCAAUGCCACAGAGGCGUUCGAAGAAAUUGGCCAUUCUGAUGAAGCGAGGGAACAACUGCAGCCGUACUACAUAGGCGAUCUCCCGAUAGAGGAACAAGCCGAAGCCGUUGAAGUCUACCGUCCCAACUUCGAACAAGUCUCGCAAUCGGCCGUUAUAAACGUCAACAAGUCUUCCUCCGCAUCGUCAAUACUCCGCGCAAUUGUGAGACUUGGUUUAACAGGACUUGUCGGAACCCUUGCGGUUUCCUGCUAUCAAAACGGAUGGUCACUCGACAAGAUCUUGCCAUCGCUACUACCUAUUUCCCUGCCAAAGGGGACGCCAGGAACAACUUCCGGACAGUUCUGGACCGGAGCAUGCAUUGCCACCGUCGCACAGCUCUCCAUCACCCUGGGGCUAGGAGUCUGGGCUUCCAGUAAGCUGGACGUGCAGCAAGAAUUCACACACUACGUGCCACGACGUCACGCACAACCCGCACAUAUCAUUCAGCUCCCUCGAGCAAACGUGCCCCUGAAGAAGCCCAACAUACUCGAUCCCCGUCAAUGGCGCCCAUUCACGCUCACACGCAAAGACGAAGUCGCACCUCAUGUCUAUCGCUUUAUCUUCGCCCUCCCCAACACAGACGACGUCCUGGGUCUCCCUACAGGACAACACAUCGCCCUCCGCGCAACCAUCAACGGCCAAAGCGUCUCCCGCUCAUACACCCCCGUCUCCAACAACAGCGAUGCAGGCCGCAUCGAGCUCCUGGUCAAAGUCUACCCAAAUGGUGCAAUGACCCGCUAUCUUGAGGAUAUGAAAAUCGGUGAGACGAUUGAAAUCCGUGGUCCCAAGGGUGCUAUGCAAUAUUCCCGCCAGUACGCGACUCACAUCGGUAUGGUUGCUGGCGGGACUGGUAUCACGCCUAUGUACCAGCUCAUCCGCGCCAUCUGCGAGGAUCCCAACGACAACACCCAAAUCUCCCUAUUAUACGCCAACAACACUGAAAAUGAUAUCCUGCUCCGCACGGAACUAGAUGCGUUCGCACAGAAAUGCCCGGAGAAGUUCCAGGUACGCUAUGUACUGAGCCACGCUGAUGACAAGUGGAUAGGGUAUAAGGGAUUCAUCAACGGGGAGAUGAUUGAGAAACAUUUGGCGUCUGCUGCGGAAGAGAAUCGGGUGUUGCUAUGUGGCCCGCCACCGAUGUUGGCGGCUAUGAAGAAGGCGUUGCAGGGGAUGGGAUGGAGGAUGCCGGGGGCUGUGGCUAAGGGGGGUGAUCAGGUGUUUUUGUUCUAGACAAUGGUAUAGAAUAGACUGUUAGAGAUAGAAAAAUUGUAUAUUACUCUCACGG
Aspergillus glaucus CBS 516.65 is the source of this 1471-nucleotide messenger RNA. RefSeq lists its product as uncharacterized. The record is from RefSeq and is a predicted model, not a curated record. The coding region runs from base 1 to 1416 and encodes 471 amino acids. Lineage: Eukaryota; Fungi; Ascomycota; Eurotiomycetes; Eurotiales; Aspergillaceae. Gene Ontology annotation, molecular function: oxidoreductase activity; heme binding. The transcript has 3 exons. Gene Ontology annotation, cellular component: endoplasmic reticulum.